ACCGCAGCCAUGGCCGACACUUUGAGGAGAUUGACCAACACAUCUUCGUUCAGCGUGUUGCAGGACAAACUAGAGAGCUGGCACAAGGACUACCAUGUGAUUUCCUGUGACCAGAAUUUGAACAGAUGUUGCGAGCUGAUUGAACUCACGGCCAAGAUUCAGGGCCAGCUGUUUGCUAUUCUUAACCUCACAGCUGCAGAAGGUGGUCAGUAUGCCGGAGUGGACACUCUCAAAACUCGACUGCUACCAUGGCUUGGAACCUGCUUCUCGAUGGCAAGGCCAACAGUGACUGAUGACACUAGUCUGCAGCUAAUCCAGGAUUCAGUGGAAAAAGACAGAAAGAUCAAGGAGCUCUCUGUGUCCCAUGAGAGUGACAUGCAGAAGAUGGAGACUCAACUUUGCUCUACUCGUAUCCAGCUGGACUCAAUCAGAGCAGAACUAAUCGAUGCUCAGAAGGAACUUGAUGAGACAAGGAGCAAAUCAGCAUCCACUCUUUUUGCCUCUGAAGAUGAAAUACUCCAACUAAGAACAGAUUUGCGAUCAGCACAUGAGCAGGUGGACCUAUAUAAGAGGAAGCUGGAGGUUAUUGAUGACUACGAACGUCAAAUUCGUUUGCUAAGAGACGAAGUGUCUUACCUGACAACAGAGAAGGCAAUGCUGCAGGAGAGGUUGGUGAGAAGUCGUUCUCCGAGCCCUUCGCCCAGGCUCAGCCGCUCAUGCAGCCCCAUGAGGAGUGAGUCCCCCACCAGGGCCCAGCUCACCAACUCCUCUCGCCACGCUCGCCUUGUAUCCCGCUUCAGUGACCUCUACGCUGUGGAGCGUUUGGAGGCCCAAAGCCUGCUCCGACGCUACAUCGCUGACCUGGACAUGGUCCAGAAAAUCAUCUUCAUUGCUGUUGUGGAGUCGUUUAAGACAGCAAAACUGGCUUACCGACAGUUCAAGCUGCGAGUGAAAAAAACCUUGUCUGCAACCCACUUUGGGCCAGAGAGUCUGGAAGAUGCAGCCGUGGACUACAUUGUGAGAAACCUGGACCUCUACGAUGUCCAGGCCAGCGUCAAUGACGUGAUCAGUGCCAUGAAUGUGAACCCUCGGAUCUCCUUCCCACCAGAAGUGGACUUUGUCCUCAUCAGCACCUUGAUCAGGGAGGCGUGCAGAGUGGCCUUUGCCAUGCAGACACUGGACCCACCGCUUGACCUGGCCUUUGCAAGUGAUGGCGAGCUAUACAAUGACAGCAAGUACCGUCGCAGCUAUGACUCGGAGUUCACAGCCCCUCUGGUGAUCUAUCAUGUUUGGCCAGCUCUGGCUGAAGGGACCAACGUAGUGGUGAAAGGCGAAGCAGUGACACGAAGAGGCGUCCUGUGGAGUAGAAGCCAAAGCAGCAGGAGCACCAGCCCUGUGCGCUCUCGGUCUCUCAGUCCAACUCGUAGUCUUGUAUUUAACAGCAGAAGAAGUCUGUCUCCUCAGCGCCUCAAAGCGAGCCACCUGUGA
Molecule: messenger RNA, 1488 nt
Organism: Salarias fasciatus (jewelled blenny)
Lineage: Eukaryota; Metazoa; Chordata; Actinopteri; Blenniiformes; Blenniidae
Gene: spata18
Product: spermatogenesis associated 18
Exons: 12
Coding region: 10-1488 (492 amino acids)
Biological process (GO): mitochondrial protein catabolic process; mitophagy by internal vacuole formation
Cellular component (GO): mitochondrial outer membrane
Source: RefSeq, a predicted model, not a curated record